AUGGACUUUGGCAAUGGCGCGGAAAAGAGACGCUCAGAUGCUGUCCAACUUAGGGCCGCAUCAGAAAUUGACGACUUCGCUCCUAAUGUUCGAUCUGGGACCAAAGAAGAUGCUGUCGAUAUGCAGCGACUUGGUCGCGAGCAGGAGCUCCGUCGAACCUUCAGAACAUUCUCGAUUCUUGGCAUGGCCUCAGUAACGAUGGCAACUUGGAUGGCAUUGCUUCUUACCGCCAGCUUCUCCUUGAUCAAUGGAGGGCUUGCGGGUAGUAUCUGGGUCUACUUCGCAUCCUGGUUAUUUACAAUUUGUCUGGUCUGCAGUCUCGCAGAAAUGGCCUCGAUGGCUCCAACCAGUGGGGGGCAGUAUCACUGGGUGUCGGAGUUCGCGCCACAAUCGCAUCAACGGUUUCUCAGCUACUCCGUCGGCUGGUUGAGCGCCCUUGGUUGGCAAGCAAUCAUCGCUGGAGGGGCAUACUCAGCCAGUACUCUGCUACUUCAACUCGUAUCACUCAACAAUCCCGGUUACACCCCAACGCGGUGGCAGACGACACUCCUAAUGAUCGGGAUUGGCGUUUUUGGAGCCCUCUUCAACACCUUCGGGGCCAAAAGGCUACCGCUCCUAGAGGGAAUUGCGCUGUUCGUGCACGUCUUCGGCUUCUUCUGCAUCAUCGUCCCGCUAUGGGUGCUCGCGCCCAAAGCUUCCGCCAAAGCAGUAUUUACGGAGUUCUCAAAUUUUGGAGGAUGGUCAUCCAUUGGUACGGCCUGCAUGGUCGGCCAGAUUGCAGCGACUACCUCGUUUGCUGGUUGUGACGCGCCUGUGCACCUGUCCGAAGAAGUCAAAAAUGCAUCGCUCGCGGUCCCUCGCAUGAUGAUCGCCUCAAUCAUCCUGAACGGUGCCAUGGGGUUUGUCGUGAUCAUCACCUAUGUCUUCUGCAUCACGAACCUCGAGGCUGUCAUUGGUUCGACAUCCGUGUUCGUAUUUGUGGACGUCUUUCACGCCGGGACAGGAAGCAAAGGCGCAGCAACUGCCAUGGCCUGCAUCCCGCUUGUGCUUAUAGUUUGCGUCACGCUCAAUUCGAUAGCUGCGGGCUCUCGGCAGGCGUGGUCUUUGAGCAGAGACGGAGGGCUUCCAUUCUCAGAUUGGUUCAGAAAAGUCGUCGAGAUCGGUAUUCCUAUACCACUGAACGCCAUCCUCUUUUCAUUUUCAAUCCUGGUCAUCCUCGCUCUAAUCAACAUCGGUACCUCCACGGCAUUCAACAGUAUCAUCAGUCUGGCAACAAGUGCGACAAGCUUUUCGUACGCUGUCAGCGUUGGAUGCAUCCUCAGCAAGCGACUACGAAGAGAGCCACUUCCGCCUGCCAGAUGGUCAUUGGGUCGACUUGGUCUGCCAAUGAACGUCGUCGCGUUGCUUUUUGUUGUGUUCACGGCAAUUGUCAGCUUCUUUCCGGUGCUAGCUAUGGUGAAACCUUCCACCAUGAACUGGUCGUGCGUCAUGUUCGCAGGCGUGUUCACGAUUGCGGCUUUCGACUACAUUUUGCGCGGCAAGCGAAGCUAUCUCGGACCAGUCGUGCGUGUCAACAGAAGUUGA
Messenger RNA from Pseudocercospora fijiensis CIRAD86, 1584 nucleotides. RefSeq lists its product as uncharacterized. Gene Ontology annotation, biological process: transmembrane transport. The coding region runs from base 1 to 1584 and encodes 527 amino acids. Gene Ontology annotation, cellular component: membrane. The transcript is spliced from 2 exons. The record is from RefSeq and is a predicted model, not a curated record. Gene Ontology annotation, molecular function: transmembrane transporter activity. NCBI's taxonomy places the organism in Eukaryota, Fungi, Ascomycota, Dothideomycetes, Mycosphaerellales, Mycosphaerellaceae.